UGCACCGCACUACUUUUAGCACACGCAACGUCCGGACAGACAAGCAGAGCAGGACACUAAUUUUCCGUGUUGUAGUGAAGAUAUGGCAGACCAGAAACAAGAGCUAAAGGCAGGGCAUCCACCAGCAGGUAUACUGUGAGACAAACCGCCGUGCGGGCACGGCAGACGUGGUACUUAUCUUGACUGCAGUGAAAGCCGGGGGCAUGCGUGUUGUGUCCAAGCACAAACACGACGACACUGAUGCUGAUGCCUACGACCAGAAAUACGUGGACGCCCUCCCAGAACCAAUGAAUCCGGUAGCUGCCCCGGCCACCAUCGCUGGAGUACCUGCUAAGAUGUACACCUCCCAUGCUCCAUCCGAGGAAAUGAAGAAACAGCAGCAGAAGCCACAGCCAGCCAUCGAGAAACAGCACUCUCCCAUGAAGCAGCAGAUGAGAAUCAACCAGCCAAGACGAAGUUGAGCCCCAAACUCACCCCGAAGGACAUUUUUCAUUCAACCACUGAUUUGUGAAUCUUUCUGAAAUAUGGAAUCAUUGUAUACCAGAUGUAUUAUACUUGUAGCUUUAGUUUGAGUUUCAAGUGCUGUUGUAUAAUGGUCUGUGACUCAGAAUUGAUUGAAAUUUCUGGAGGUAUAUAGGGAUUCUGUGUGUAUAAAGGCUGAUACAGUAUGCGACUGUGUGACAAUGUUGCAUGCAAAUUCAUGUAAGUUGCAUGAAAUACAA
Messenger RNA from Geodia barretti, 722 nucleotides. NCBI's taxonomy places the organism in Eukaryota, Metazoa, Porifera, Demospongiae, Tetractinellida, Geodiidae. The record is from the annotation of a GenBank genome assembly.